Molecule: messenger RNA, 1217 nt
Organism: Argentina anserina (silverweed cinquefoil)
Lineage: Eukaryota; Viridiplantae; Streptophyta; Magnoliopsida; Rosales; Rosaceae
Product: protein RER1A-like
Exons: 4
Coding region: 154-819 (221 amino acids)
Biological process (GO): retrograde vesicle-mediated transport, Golgi to endoplasmic reticulum; protein retention in ER lumen
Cellular component (GO): Golgi membrane
Source: RefSeq, a predicted model, not a curated record
UCUAAAAACGACGACCCCGUAAACUCAGGUCUUCUUCUUCUUCGAUUGAAACUCAAAUCCAAAUCCCUAAACAAAAAUUCCCAUUCACACCUACGUCUUCGGAAACAAGAACCAACAAAAAGAUCACCGAAACCCUAGCGGCCCCCACACACAAUGGACACCGGAGCGGCGGGCGCGAGUCUCGCCGCGGCCACCACCGCCGCCGCCGCGUCUUCAUCGGCGGACCCCUCUUCGUCUCAUGAACCAUCGCCAACGCCGCUCGACGCCGUCCAGGCCUGGACCGUCGGCGUGUCCCGCCGCUACCAGCACCUGCUCGACAAGUCGACGCCGCACGUCCUCCACCGCUGGCUCGGCACCCUCGCCGUGGCCUUGGUCUACGUCCUCCGUGUCUACCUCGUCCAGGGAUUCUACGUCGUGUCGUAUGGGCUAGGGAUCUACCUGCUCAACUUGCUCAUCGGGUUUCUCUCUCCUCAGGUCGACCCGGAGAUCCACGACCUCUCCGACGGCCCCACCCUCCCCACCCGCGGAUCCGACGAGUUCCGUCCCUUUGUCCGCCGCCUCCCUGAGUUUAAAUUCUGGUACUCGAUUACGAGGGCGUUUUACAUUGCAUUCUUGAUGACAUUUUUCGAUGCGUUUGACGUGCCGGUGUUCUGGCCAAUUCUUCUGUUUUACUGGCUGGUUCUGUUUGUUCUUACAAUGAGGAGGCAGAUUAUACACAUGAUCAAGUACAAAUAUGUUCCGUUUUCGAUUGGGAAGCAGCGGUAUGAUGGAAAGAAAGCUUCUGCGUCAGAAAGCGCAACCCUGCUACCUAGGGAUUAGAACCACCGUGCAGCGCUAUAGGCCUAUUGGAAGAUGUGCUGUGGAAGAAUAUUAUUCGAGAAGUAAGUCAGGCAGCUUGGGAGAUUGAUUAGUGUAUGCUUUUGGAAACUCUUGCUUAGGGCCCCUGUAAUAUUUUGCUAUGGGGAGAUGAAGUGGUGACUAAAGGCUUUUCUAUUUUUUUUUUCUUUCUUAGUGUUAAAAGAUCCAUUUGUAUAGAAGGGACAUGCUCUCUACGUUCCCAUCCCAAAUAAUCAAUUGAAUGGCAUGUACUCUUUAGAGUUUUGCAGUGAGGAUACUAGCCAUCCAAGGCAAUUGGGUUAUGCCACAUUUCUUGUACUUUAUCAUGGUUUUAGUUGAACCUGGAAAUUCUGGAAUUAAUGCCGACUCUUUUUCUUGAA